Oikopleura dioica is the source of this 768-nucleotide messenger RNA. The record is from the annotation of a GenBank genome assembly. NCBI's taxonomy places the organism in Eukaryota, Metazoa, Chordata, Appendicularia, Copelata, Oikopleuridae.
AUGUACCCGAAUACCGCACCGCCGCAGUAUCAGCAGCAGCAGCCUUACCCUGCUGCACCCUUUGCUGGUGCACCUGGAUAUGGAGCUCCACCACCACCACCUGCUCCAGCUCCGGCUAUGGCCCCGCAGCCCCCUCCAGCACCAAGUACUCAUCAACCAAUGGUCAUAAACAUUCAACAAAACGCUCCUCCUCCUUCUCUAUCAUCGCCGCCACCGGUUCAACAAGCUCUUUCUCAACAAGCUUUACCUCAGCAGAUACAAGUUCCAGUACAGGCCUCAGAAAGAAAUGCUCCAACUCCGCCGUUUCCUGUCUUCAAUGACGCCCAAUUUCACAAUAUUGAUGGCAUGGUUGUCGAAGAAAGUAUCCCACUAUGCGAUGGCCCUCUUGAAUACACGGUUUUUACUUUUAUUGAUGUGCCUCUUGGAGCUUAUGGAAAUAAUGCAUACGUCGGAGCCAUUCAUUGCUGUCACAAAAUCAUGUCAAAUUCAAGCGAAGGGUUAACUUUCGAAUUUGUGGAAUUCGCAACAGAACUUGGAUAUGAUUUUGUAUAUUUACAGGGCGAGAAUGGAGUUCAAUACUACUUUUCUGGACCCGAAACUCGUGGAUCAUUUAAUGGAAUGAGGCUUUCAACAAUAUAUUCCCCAAUGAAACUUUGCUUCAAAUCUGAUGAAAAGAAUGGAGAUACCGGAUUCAAAAUUCGUGCGAUCAAUGGUUACGAACCUUGGAAUGAUAUCGACAACAACUGGCCUGACAAAGUGAACACUUGA